Messenger RNA from Williopsis jadinii, 1026 nucleotides. It is a transcript of the gene IFA38, whose product is annotated as ketoreductase. Gene Ontology annotation, biological process: fatty acid elongation. Gene Ontology annotation, molecular function: ketoreductase activity. The transcript has a single exon. The record is from RefSeq and is a predicted model, not a curated record. Gene Ontology annotation, cellular component: endoplasmic reticulum. Bases 1 to 1026 code for a protein of 341 amino acids. Lineage: Eukaryota; Fungi; Ascomycota; Saccharomycetes; Phaffomycetales; Wickerhamomycetaceae.
AUGUCAUUUGCUGUUGAUUUCAGUGCCCUUGCUGGCCAAUCGUGCAUUGUCAAUGCGUUGUUGUACGUUGCAUUGGCAAUUGGAGUGUGUAAAUUGACCACUUUGACGCUGAGUUAUGCCUCUUUGCUGUUGGACGUAUUUGUCCUCCCACCUGUUGAUUUCAAGACUUAUGGUGCUAAAACCGGUAAAUGGGCUGUAAUCACGGGUGCUUCUGAUGGUAUUGGUAAGGAGUAUGCAUUGCAAUUGGCCAAGAGAGGAAUGAAUGUUGUGUUGAUCUCAAGAACGCAAUCCAAGUUGGACGCACUUGCCGAGGAGAUUGAACUCAAGUACAAAGUUGGGACAAAGACAUUGGCCAUUGACUUUGCUGCUGACAAGGCUUCGAACUACGAAUCGAUCGCAGAACUGUUACAGAGCUUGCCAGUCACUGUGCUGAUCAACAACGUUGGCCAGUCCCACAGCAUCCCUGUUCCAUUCGUGGAGACAUCCGAUGAAGAGCUGAGAAACAUCAUCACCAUUAACAACACUGCAACUCUGAAAACCACGCAGAUCGUCAUCCCAUUGAUCCAGUCCACUUUGAAGCAGAACAAGGGAACACGUGGGUUGAUUUUGACCAUGGGCUCUUUCGGUGGGCUGUUGCCAACUCCCUUGCUUGCAACCUAUUCUGGUUCCAAGGCCUUCCUCCAAUCGUGGAGCUCUGCUCUUGCUGGUGAGUUAGCUAGCGACAACAUUGACGUUGAGCUAGUGAUUUCCUACCUCGUCACCAGCGCAAUGUCAAAGAUCAGACGUACCUCGGCCACCAUCCCAAACCCAAAGGCCUUUGUCGCCUCCGUGUUGAAGACAGUGGGGCGCCGUUGCGGUGCACAGGAGCGCUACGCUACAUCCACCCCGUUCUGGUCCCAUGCCAUAAUGCACUGGGCCAUUGAAAACACCGUGGGCGUCUAUUCAAAGCUCGCAAACACUUUGAACUUGAACAUGCAUCUGAGCAUCAGAAAAAGAGCAUUGAAGAAAUUGGCAAAGGGUAAAUAG